AUGGGUAAUCGAAGUGAUAGAAACCAAACUUUGCCCGAUUAUGAUAUAAAUGUUUUAAGUCAACAAACUCAAAUACCACCACAUGUUCUUCAACAAAUUUAUGAAGCAUUUAUGGAACGAGCUGGAAAUAACGGACGUAUGACAGUAAGUGAUUUCAAAAAAACCUAUAUAGAAAUAAAUCCAAAUGCGAAUUAUUUCACUCUUGAUAGUGAUGCAGAACGAAUCUUCAUGCUAUUUGAUACGGAUCGUAAUGGUGUUUUGACAUUCAAUGAGUUUCUGAUGGCAUAUAUUCUGUUACAACGAGGUGGUGAUAGCGCAACAAGUCGUUGGCAAUAUGCAAUGAACUCUAUGCCUAUUAGUGCUUUUUCUAGACCUGGUCUAUUGAAUUCUGCUGAAGCACUUCUACUCCUUCAAUAUAUGAACCAAUUUUAUCAAUUACCGGAUGUUGAUCCAGUUAUGCUACAUAAUAUUAUUUGGACUCAAUUAGCACUUCAAUUAGAUCCUAGCGGUUAUAUACCACAAGCGGAAUAUCUUCGUGUGUUAUCGAUUCAACCUCAAAUUCAACCACACAUUUGGUGA
Messenger RNA from Rotaria sp. Silwood2, 579 nucleotides. NCBI's taxonomy places the organism in Eukaryota, Metazoa, Rotifera, Eurotatoria, Philodinida, Philodinidae. The record is from the annotation of a GenBank genome assembly.